Molecule: messenger RNA, 6338 nt
Organism: Sceloporus undulatus (fence lizard)
Lineage: Eukaryota; Metazoa; Chordata; Lepidosauria; Squamata; Phrynosomatidae
Gene: CDC25B
Product: cell division cycle 25B
Biological process (GO): positive regulation of G2/M transition of mitotic cell cycle; G2/M transition of mitotic cell cycle; protein dephosphorylation
Cellular component (GO): cytoplasm; nucleus
Molecular function (GO): protein tyrosine phosphatase activity
Source: RefSeq, a predicted model, not a curated record
GAGGAGAGGGGAGGAGGGAGGGCCCCAGCAGCAGCAGGCAGCCCCCGCCUCCCGCUACAAAAGCCUCCAUCCUUCAUCCUCUCUCUCUGCUGCAGUCCCCCUUUCCUCCUCUCCUCCAGCCUCAGGGUCCCUCUUUCCCCGCAGCAGCAGCCGCCUUAGCAGCCUUGGCCUUUGCAGCGAGCCUUGCCUUUGGAGGAGUGCAUGCUCUGGCUGCUUUGCCAAAGCCUCAGGGGUCGGGAAGGCAGUGGCUGCAGAUGGAGGCGGAGGGCUCCCCGAAGAUGGAGGCGGAGGACCCCGGGAGCAGGAGGAUGAGGAAGAAGGGGCCCCCCGCCCGGCCCCCGGGCCUCCCCUUGCCGGCGCUGCAGCUCCUCCGGCCCGGCGCCCGGCCGCUGGCCCUGGCGGAGCCCGGGGCGCUGCUCUCGCCGGUCACCCACCUGGCCCUCCAUAUGGACAAGCUGGCCGGCCUCGGCAGUGAUUGUGAAACUCCAAAGCGGAGAAAGAAGAUGGGAAUGACCUUCAAGACAGAGUGGUCCUCCCAGGAUUCAGUGUCCUCAGAGUCUUCCCAGGAUUCAGUUUACUCAGAGUCUGCGGAUUCAGGCGUUGGCCCGGAUUCCCCUCAGGAGCCAGAUGUGGAGAGCUUCGAAGAAGUGUUUGAAAGGACCAUGUUGGAAUCCCGAAAAGCCCUCCGAAAUGACUCUUUCCCUUUCCGAAGAAUCCAGUCCUUGCCAAUGCAGCUUUUGGGUGCAAGUCCUACCCUGAGGAACAUCUCAAACUUGAAGGAGUUCAAUAAUCCUGUGGCUACAGACUCGAAUCUUAAUGGCAAAGCAGAAAAUGAAGGAAUCAUCUUCAAGAAACCUCAGCACCUGACCAGCAGACUGCGCUCCUCUCGUGGGGCUGGUGAGAAGGACUCAUUUGCACAGAGACCUAGUUCUGCUCCAGACCUCAUGUAUUGCAGCCCAAAUAAGGAGAACAUCAUCCCUGACUGUAAAAGCCCCGUUCACCUCCGUCACUCGUCUUUGACAUCCUUCAUGUCUGAUGAAGAUGAUGGCUUUAUGGAAAUCCUGGAUGAAGAGGAGCUGAAGGGUGAUGCAGAAUCCGUGGGUAUGGAGAAGAACUUGAGAAUUGCUAACUCCGGUGAGCACUGGCAAAUGCCGCCGCUUUUCCGCUCUCCGUUCAUGCCCAGCAGCGUCAUCCGGCCCAUCCUGAAGCUGGACCGACCCCAGGACAAAGACACACCUGUGAAAAUCCCAAGAGGCGGAAGAGCCUGGCAGGCAACACUAUUGCCGAGAGAGACAGAAGACCCGAAGCCUCGCCUGGUCCGCUCCCGGUCCUGCUGCCCCAGCGAGAUUGCAAGCAUCUUGGACAAUGACCACAGGGAGCUGAUUGGUGAUUUCUCAAAGGCAUAUCUGCUGCAGGACAGUGGAAGGAAGCUCAGGAUCUCAAGUAUAUCUCUCCUGAAUGGGCCACCAAGAUAUCCCUACGAAUAUGACGGAGGUCACAUCAAGGGUGCUGUCAACCUACCUCUCGAAAAAGAUGUGGAAGACUUCCUUCUCAAAAAGCCAAUUGUGCCAUUUGACUCUUCAAAGAGAGUGAUUGUUGUCUUCCAUUGCGAGUUCUCCUCUGAGAGGGGCCCUAGGAUGUGCCGUUUUGUCCGGGAGAAAGAUAGAGCGUCCAACGAUUAUCCUUUUCUACAUUAUCCUGAGUUAUAUAUCUUGAAAGGAGGAUACAAAGAAUUUUUCCCACAAUAUCAAAUGCACUGUGAACCACAAAACUACCGUCCGAUGCACCACAAGGACUUCAAGGAAGACCUGCGCAUGUUCCGCCUGAAGAGCCGCACAUGGGCAGGGGAGAAGAGCAAGCGAGAGCUCUACAGCCGCAUGAAAAACUUCUAAGUGGACAGCGGGGGCUUUUGGGGUUGGGAGGGAGACAGUUUGGGGUGGGAAGAGAAAGACUGGAUGGGGCCAAGCUCCUUCACAGAUUGAGAACAGAGUGGUCUUUGUUCCUCUGCGUCAUCCAGAGGAGGCUUCUGGUGAAGUGUUAAAACCAAGACAACCCAUUUCGCUAGUUUCUUUUUGGGAAGAGACAUUGGCUGAUGGAGAAGAUGAGAGGGAGACAUGACAACUUGUCUUACAACUAUCCUGGCAGUGACAAUAUCUAGCUCCAGCAGGCUGGAAUCCAAUGCAAUGCUGUGAAUCUUCCUCAGGGCUUGAGAUUUUUGACGUGGUGAAUGUGAUCCUCUUCUUGGCUUUGAGAGGGAGUGGAGGCAUCUCUUUGCAACCUGGAACAUCUCCUCCCUCAACCAGGAAGCCCACAGAAGACCUGACCAGAGUGGGAAACCUUCUUCCUCUCAGGUUUUGGGACGUCUGUCUUCAAGUCAGAGGAAAACCAGGCAGCUAUUGGGAACACCACUCGGUCUUGCUGUGUACGCUCAGCAUGGGACCUAUGCAGUGAUAGUGAAUGUGUACCUGUGCGUGUGUGUUGUUUCUCAUGUAGCCUUCAGUCUUGCCAGGAAGGUGAGCGGGACAAGAUGCAACUAGGGAGCUGUUUUAAAUGUUUAUGGUCAUCUGACAGAUGUUUUCCUGCAGCAGUCCUUGGCUUAUACAUUGGGAAGAGUAAGAAUGUCCUCUUGAGAGAUAGUGUUUGGGGAGACAGGGUAUUACUUUUUAAAAAACCUGUAUGCAAAACAUGGAUGUCUCAGGGAAUCCCUUUAGGCUUUUGGGUGGGUUGUGGAGAAAAGGGAAUCACUGCAGAGAUUUUGCAGAAAAGAAACCAUCUGUGGGGAAAAAAGAGGAAAACAUUGGCUGAGCCAAAGCCUGGCUUCCAUUCUGGUUUCAACAGUCUGUGAAGUAGAACCCAGUUGGAGAUAAAACUGUUUCUUACUGGUGAUGCUUUGAAAACAGAACUUGGAGGUUGAGGACUUUGUAUGCAGUUUUAGGAUUUUUAAGUUUUAAUGCGAUAGAAGGUUUUUCUUUCCUUAGCUGUGAGAUCAUGCAGAAGAGUCUUUGACUUGAAAGCAUCCCAACUUUUUGGCAUGUCUAUCUAAAUCAGACCAGAGUGGCUGUGAGAGAAACAGUGUUUGUUUUUGGAGCCUGUAUGCCACUGGGAGAGAUUUGUUAAAGAUGAUUGAACCAACCUGGCCAGAUACUGUUCUAGUUCUAAAAAAGGUAGUUUUAACUGCUAAAAUACAGAGAAAAGUUUUAUUUUUAGCCAAUCAUUUGAAAAUGACAUGGAAAGUAUAGAUAUAGCCACUCGCAAGGCUAAUUCUGAUGUGGGAUUAUGCCAUCCCCCCAUCUACCCACACAUCUUCCUCCUAAUUGCUAUCUUUUGGGAAGGAAAAUGUGGAAGAACACAGGAAUAUGAAAAACAAGAGCAUUAUUUGUCCCUAGGGUCAAUAACACCUUUGCCUAAUUUAUCUGACUCCAGCCGGCAGGUGAGAACUUGGAGAAUGGAAAGCACCCAAAGUAUUUAUGCCAUGCAGUGUCACAGGGCAGGUUCCUUCGCUUUCUCUAGUUUAGCGAUCUUGGCUGAAAGGCUCAAUUUUCUCUUCACAGCAGCCACUGUGACAUUGCUGUGCUAAUCCCUUCUCCAUUUUCUGCCCUUAGUGUGGUCUCAGCCCAGCCUUAUGUGUUUCUGGCAUCGUAUUACCAUCAGUGAAGAAAAGACAAAGGCUUCCUCCUGGCCCAGUUGCUUAGCACUUGUGGACCAAAACUUGUGAGCUGAGGAAGUCUUCAGUAAAGCUAGCAAAAAUUGCAGAACCAACCAAACUCUUUCCCUAGGCAUUAGGUGUAAGAUGUUACCUGCUUUGGGGCAACUGAAGUCAAAAGGCAAUCCCUUAACCUAGCCUUGGUUAUUUGUCUUCUUAGUUAUCUUUUCAAACUGCUACUUGGCAGCAAACUGCAGUUGCUUCACACCUGGAACAGUUGUGAAGCUAGCAUAGGCUGCCAUAAAACAAGGGCAGCCAGUGAGCAUAAAUGGUUAGCAGGCUCCAUAAAUUAUCCAACAGAGGUAGUUCUGUGCCCACUCCUGGCUGCCCUUUAGUUUUAAAGAACUUAAUACAGAGCUUGGAAAAGUUAAAUUUGUUAGUGACACUUAAUUUCCAGAAGUCCCCAGUGGACAUUGUCUUCCAAAGCCCUUCUUUCAUCCAUGCAAGCUCCCCGAACACUGCUUUUAUCCAUAAUAAAGCCUGCCCCAAGUUCCACAUGUGGUUAGGCGCAUAAUGUAGCAUUGGUACAUUGGCUGUGACGCAAGCCUCUUUCAGUAGCAUAUUCCAGAUUUUUUUGGGGGGGGGAGUGGGUGGAGAGCACUUAGAAGCCUUUUUAAUUUGCACGGAAAGGACUGAUUGCUUUGUGUGAGGGUGCGGGCACUCUGUGACGGGUGCCACUUCUAGUGCCCAAAACCAUUGGCUCUCAGCUUCCUGGCAUUGCUCUUUAUUGGGGUGGGUGAGAAUACAUGGGCAUCUCCACCACUCCCUGUUGUGGCAUUUAGGCCUGCAUCCCCAUAAUCCGUCUAAACCAGUGGUUCCCGACCUUUGGUCCUUUAGAUGUUAGGGACCUGAGCACUCAGAAUUCCUGCUGGUCAACCUGGCUAGGGCAUCUGGGUAUUGGAGUCAAAAACACCUGGAGUACCAGAGGUUGGGAACCACAGACAGUGUGUUAUUGGGGGACGAAGUUUCCAAUUUUAAGUUGGUAGAUAUGAAUGUGAGAAGGGACAGACACUGCCAGCCACUUGGCUGAAGCAUUCUUAUCUCUGCCACUUUCUGGCUAGAGAUCAUGGAAGGUUUUUACAGCUGCCAAGAGCUUUUUUAAGGUCAUCAGGCAGUUAUUUUAAAAUGAAAACAAUUGUUUUUUAAAAGAAAAGUCAGCCCAUCAGCCUCAUUUGAAGCAAUUUUAGUAUUUAGUACCAAUAUGUAAGAAGUUUAGGUUUUGUUUUGUUUUUAUAAAAAGCAUAUUAUUUUUAAGUAGCCUUUCUUUCGAACCAAAGCAAUGCAAUCCCAUUCUGACCUGCCAACCCUUUUAGACCAUGUGCCUUGUGAUUUUGUACAGUUAAUUUAUAAUGAGCCCGACAUCUUGGAUGCUGCGAAGGCAACCAUGUUUUGAGAUGGAAGAGGAGGAAACAGGGCAACACUUAAAAAAAAAAUACAUAUUUUGAGGUCCUUCUUGGAAGGGGAUGAGGGAGGACUGGGGACCUCAGUUGCGGUGGGUGGGAUGAGGGUGGGGAUAGUCAGGAAACUCUAGAGGGAAAAAAGGUACCCUGUCUUCUCAUUUCACUAUUUUGGAAACUGAGGCAAGCUUGGAGUACGGUGCUGCAAGGAUCCAAAGGGAAGAGAAAGAAUAAGCAGGUUUCCCUUGACUUUCCUGAAGUUUGGAAGAGGGAGAUGCUUACCUCCCUUUGCCGCUGAGCAUUGAUGGGUCCAAGCAUGCUUCCAGAUUUAGGGAAGACCACACUUAAAGUUUUUUCCCCAUAAGAUGGUUCCUUGCAACGCCUGAGGUUGUGUAUGUGAUUUGGGUAUGUGUGAUGUUUCUUUUUUAAAAAAAAACAAAAACCUUCCUCAGUGUAAUUUAAACCUAUCGCAAUGCCACUGUGUGGUUUGAUACGCCAUCUUCUCGUCGCCAUCCCUAACUUGGCUGCUGGUCUUGUUCUCCAAGGGUAGUGGCUGAGUUCUUCUGUCUGGCUUCAGCCCUGGAGAAAGCAUUUGGGGCGGUUGCUUACUAAUUGCCGCGUUGGAGAGGGUCUUUCUGCAGGGCCUGCCUUCUCCCCACCACCCUAAGCUUACAAAAAACCACUUCUAGGAUUCGCUUUCUCCAUUCCGUUGUACAUAAUGCAAGUCGCAAUCCACCCCUUCUACUGUGAAUGCUGUGAGCUUAUCCCAAUUACUUUCUGGGGUUGUGAGAAAACUAAAAGUGUGAAAGGGGGAAACCAGACUCCUCUCACACUUGAGUUGUGAAGCUUCUUGGGAAGCGCUCUCCUUAAAGGCUGCUGUGUCAGAACAUGCGUUCCCUGAGCCAGGCCUUUUUGGGCCACGGAUGAAUGCGGGUGCCCAGUGGAAGGCAGGGAGAAGUGGGCCUCCUCCAAUGUGUGGCCAUGGGUUUUGGAUUUUGGAACCUGCUCCUGGUUAUCGAGACCAGGGCUUUUGGAAAUGAGCUACAAUUUUGCAUUUCGUGGGGCAGGGAGGGGGUGGCAGAGGCUGACUUGGUCAUUUUCAGACCUUGCACAGCAAGAAUUCGGCUUCUGUAUAUCUUUGUAACACGAACAUCGGUGUAAAAUGCUUUUUAAAAGAUACUGUUUCCUAUGCAGUCAGCUGUAAUCAGGGAGCAAAUAAACUGCUAGGUUGCGGGAAA